AUGAGGACCCUCACUCUCCUCGCCACCCUUCUCCUCUUGGCCCUCCAGGCCCAGGCUCAGACCCUCCAAGAGACAGCUGACCAGGUUCCUGCCCAGGAGCAGCCCACGGCCAAAGACAUUUGGGCUGAGGACCAGGACCAGGCUGAGGAUGAUGACCAGGAUGUGGCCAUCUCCUUCACAGGAGAGGAACGCCUCACUCGAGCUGUAGGCCUUUGGAAACUAAGACGUUGCACGUGCCGACUCAACCGCUUCUGCAAGUCCUUUGAGAGUCCUUCUGGGACCUGUUACAUCUAUGGCCAAAGAUACAAGCGUUGCUGUCGCUGA
Myotis daubentonii (Daubenton's bat) is the source of this 324-nucleotide messenger RNA. RefSeq names its product alpha-defensin 1-like. The record is from RefSeq and is a predicted model, not a curated record. Lineage: Eukaryota; Metazoa; Chordata; Mammalia; Chiroptera; Vespertilionidae. The coding region runs from base 1 to 324 and encodes 107 amino acids. The transcript has 2 exons.